AUGGCAGCGAACACCAAGUACACCCCGGCGCCGCAGCGCGACAGCCUGGACGAACCGCAAUACUCCCAGGCGCCACCCAGCUACCAGGCCGAACCACUCCUUAACGAGCCCAGAAGCGACGACGACAAUGUGCCCGAUGAUUUCAAGUUCGGCGGCUCCGUCGCAGAAGCCACCCUCCCAAUCCGCAUGCAAUUCAUCCGCAAGGUCUACGCCAUCCUCACCGCGCAAAUCCUCCUCACGACCGUCAUAUCCUCCAUCUCCUUCUUCUCCGACUCCUUCCGCGGCUGGAUCCAGUCGAAUCAGUGGAUGAUGUGGGUGUCGCUCUUUGGGGCCAUCGGCUUCAUGCUCCUCACAUUCUGGAAGAGAAAGAGCUUCCCAAUGAACUUGAUUUUCCUGGGAGUGUUCACGGCGCUGGAGGCAUACUCGAUUGCGGUCAUAACAAGUUUCUACGAGUCGAGGAUCGUGCUGCAGGCGCUGGUCUUUACGGCGGGAAUCUUCGUGUUCUUGAGUCUGUUUGCUUGCCAGACCAAGUAUGACUUCACGAGCUGGAUGCCGUAUCUGUUCGGAGCACUGUGGGUCUUGAUCCUUUUCGGGUUCAUGUCUGCGUUCUUCCCACACACGAAGACGGUCGAGCUGGGAUACGGAAUUGUGGCUGCCUUGAUCUUCAGCGGAUACAUUCUGGUGGACACGCAGCUCAUCAUCAGGCACUACCACGUGGAGGAGGAGAUCGCUGCGGCCAUCUCGCUCUACUUGGACAUCCUGAACCUGUUCUUGGCCAUCCUCCGGAUUCUGAACAGCCAGAACAACAACUGA
This is a messenger RNA of Fulvia fulva, 813 nucleotides long. RefSeq names its product Bax inhibitor 1. The transcript has 2 exons. The coding region runs from base 1 to 813 and encodes 270 amino acids. Gene Ontology annotation, cellular component: membrane. NCBI's taxonomy places the organism in Eukaryota, Fungi, Ascomycota, Dothideomycetes, Mycosphaerellales, Mycosphaerellaceae. The record is from RefSeq and is a predicted model, not a curated record.